This is a messenger RNA of Pecten maximus, 2250 nucleotides long. Its product is annotated as putative GPI-anchored protein pfl2. The transcript has a single exon. Lineage: Eukaryota; Metazoa; Mollusca; Bivalvia; Pectinida; Pectinidae. The record is from RefSeq and is a predicted model, not a curated record. Bases 1 to 2250 code for a protein of 749 amino acids.
AUGCCAUAUAGCGCCACCCCGCUGAUGUCUUUUAACCCUCACCAAAUGAUGCCAUAUAGCGCCAUCCUGCUGAUGUCAUUUAACCCUCACCAAAUGAUGCCAUAUCGCGCCAUCCCGCUGACGUCAUUUAACCGUCACCAAAUGAUGCCAUUUAGCGCCAUCCUGCUGAUGUCAUUUAACCCUCACCAAAUGAUGCCAUAUAGCGCCACCCCACUGAUGUCAUUUAACCCUCACCAAAUGAUGCCAUAUAGCGCCACCCCGCUGACGUCAUUUAACCCUCACCAAAUGAUGCCAUAUAGCGCCAUCCUGCUGAUGUCAUUUAACCCUCACCAAAUGAUGCCAUAUCGCGCCAUCCCGCUGACGUCAUUUAAACGUCACCAAAUGAUGCCAUAUAGCGCCAUCCUGCUGAUGUCAUUUAACCCUCACCAAAUGAUGCCAUAUCGCGCCAUCCCGCUGACGUCAUUAAACCGUCACCAAAUGAUGCCAUAUAGCGCCAUCCUGCUGACGUCAUUUAACCCUCACCAAAUGAUGCCAUAUCGCGCCAUCCCGCUGAUGUCAUUUAACCGUCACCAAAUGAUGCCAUAUAGCGCCAUCCUGCUGAUGUCAUUUAACCCUCACCAAAUGAUGCCAUAUAGCGCCAUCCCGCUGACGUCAUUUAAACGUCACCAAAUGAUGCCAUAUAGCGCCAUCCUGCUGAUGUCAUUUAACCCUCACCAAAUGAUGCCAUAUCGCGCCAUCCCGCUGACGUCAUUUAACCGUCACCAAAUGAUGCCAUAUAGCGCCAUCCUGCUGAUGUCAUUUAACCCUCACCAAAUGAGGUCAUAUAGCGCCACCCCGCUGACGUCAUUUAACCCUCACCAAAUGAUGCUAAAUAGCGCCAUCCUGCUGAUGUCAUUUAACCCUCACCAAAUGAUGUCAUAUAGCGCCACCCCGCUGAUGCCAUUUAACCCUCACCAAAUGAUGCCAUACAGCGCCACCCCACUGACGUCAUUUAACCCUCACCAAAUGAUGCCAUAUAGCGCCACCCCACUGAUGCCAUUUAACCCUCACCAAAUGAUGCCAUAUCGCGCCACCCCGCUGAUUUCAUUUAACCCUCACCAAAUGAUGCCAUAUAGCGCAACCCCGCUGAUUUCAUUUAACCCUCACCAAAUGAUGCCAUAUAGCGCCACCCCACUGAUGUCAUUUAACCCUCACCAAAUUAUGCCAUAUAGCGCCACCCCACUGAUGUCAUUUAACCGUCACCAAAUGAUGCCAUAUAGCGCCAUCCUGCUGAUGUCAUUUAACCCUCACCAAAUGAUGCCAUAUAGCGCCAUCCUGCUGAUGUCAUUUAACCCUCACCAAAUGAUGCCAUAUCGCGCCAUCCCGCUGACGUCAUUUAACCGUCACCAAAUGAUGCCAUAUAGCGCCACCCCGCUGAUGCCAUUUAACCCUCACCAAAUGAUGCCAUACAGCGCCACCCCGCUGACGUCAUUUAACCCUCACCAAAUGAUGCCAUAUAGCGCCAUCCUGCUGAUGUCAUUUAACCCUCACCAAAUGAUGUCAUAUAGCGCCACCCCGCUGAUGCCAUUUAACCCUCACCAAAUGAUGCCAUACAGCGCCACCCCACUGACGUCAUUUAACCCUCACCAAAUGAUGCCAUAUAGCGCCACCCCACUGAUGCCAUUUAACCCUCACCAAAUGAUGCCAUAUCGCGCCACCCCGCUGAUUUCAUUUAACCCUCACCAAAUUAUGCCAUAUAGCGCCACCCCACUGACGUCAUUUAACCCUCACCAAAUGAUGCCAUAUCGCGCCAUCCCGCUGACGUCAUUUAACCGUCACCAAAUGAUGCCAUAUAGCGCCAUCCUGCUGAUGUCAUUUAACCCUCACCAAAUGAUGUCAUAUAGCGCCACCCCGCUGACGUCAUUUAACCCUCACCAAAUGAUGCCAUAUAGCGCCAUCCUGCUGAUGUCAUUUAACCCUCACCAAAUUAUGCCAUAUAGCGCCACCCCACUGAUGUCAUUUAACCCUCACCAAAUGAUGCCAUAUAGCGCCACCCCGCUGAUGUCAUUUAACCCUCACCAAAUGAUGCCAUAUAGCGCCACCCCGCUGAUGUCAUGGUACCCUCACCAAAUGAUUCCAUAUAGCGCCACCCCGCUGAUGUCAUUUAACCCUCACCAAAUGAUGCCAUAUAGCGCCACCCCGCUGAUGUCAUGGUGCCCUCACCAAAUGAUGUUAUAUAGCGCCAUUCCGCUGAUGUUGUUUUCAGUUUAG